This is a messenger RNA of Odocoileus virginianus texanus, 3350 nucleotides long. RefSeq names its product TCF25 ribosome quality control complex subunit (gene TCF25). The record is from RefSeq and is a predicted model, not a curated record. Gene Ontology annotation, molecular function: protein binding. NCBI's taxonomy places the organism in Eukaryota, Metazoa, Chordata, Mammalia, Artiodactyla, Cervidae. Gene Ontology annotation, cellular component: RQC complex.
GCGCGCAGACGCGAUACGCCAGCCUCGCGCCACCGCGCCUUAAAUGCGCAGGCGCGCCAGCCGCUCUCUUUUCUGCUCUUCCUUCUGCCUGUCUCCAGACGUCAGCGGCUGUUGGGUCCUAUGUCGCGCCGGGCCCUCCGGAGGCUGAGGGGGGAACAGCGCGGCCAGGAGCCCCUCGGGCCCAGCGCCCUGCAGUUUGUCCUUCAUGAUGACGAUGAUGUGGAAGAAGAAUGCCCAAAGCGGGGUCCAGGUGGCCGGCGCCCCCGGGGCGCAGGGAAGGAGGGAGUCCGAGUCAACAACCGGUUCGAGCUGAUAAACAUUGAGGACCUUGACGAGGCACCUGGGGUAAAUGGGGAGAGGACAGACUGUCUGCUUGUGGAUGCCGUGGUGUCAGGGAACAAGAGGAGGGCCCAGAGCGGGCACUCAGAGUCCACCAGGGGUGGCGAUGCAGCAGACACGGCAGUUCCCUCAGAGCAGUCCAAUGCAAGUAGCAAACUCCGCAAGAAGAAAAGAAAACAGAAAAAUAAGAAAACCGCAGGAGAAACCUCGGAGAAUGGCCUAGAGGACAUUGACCGCAUCCUGGAGAGGAUUGAGGAUGCCAGCGGCGCCAGCCGCCCGGGCCCGCCCCCCCUGAGCACCAAGAAGCACGUCCUGUAUGUGGAGCACAGACACUUGAAUCCAGACACAGAGCUGAAAAGAUAUUUUGGUGCCAGAGCCGUCCUUGGGGAGCAGAGGCCGCGGCAGAGACAGCGCGUGUACCCUAAGUGUACAUGGCUGACCACCCCGAAGAGCACGUGGCCCCGGUACACCAAACCAGGUCUGUCUAUGCGGCUGCUGGAGUCCAGGAAAGGCCGCUCGGCCUUCACCUUUGAGCACAGCGAGGAGUACCAGCAGACACAGCACAAGUUCCUGGCUGCCGUCGAGUCCAUGGAGCCCAACAACAUUGUGGUCCUGCUGCAGUCGAGCCCCUACCACGUGGACUCACUCCUGCAGCUUAGCGAUGCAUGCCGCUUUCAGGAGGACCAGGAGACAGCACGCGACCUCGUGGAGCGUGCACUGUACAGCAUGGAGUGUGCCUUCCACCCCUUGUUCAGCCUCACCAGCGGGACCUGCCGGCUGGACUACCGCAGGCCUGAGAACAGGAGCUUCUACCUGGCCCUCUACAAGCAGAUGAGCUUCCUGGAGAAGCGGGGCUGCCCACGCACGGCGCUGGAGUACUGCAAGCUCAUCCUCAGCCUGGAGCCGGACGAGGACCCCCUGUGCAUGCUGCUGCUGAUCGACCACCUGGCCUUACGAGCGCGGAGCUACGAGUACUUGAUCCGCCUGUUCGAGGAGUGGGAGGCCCAUCGGAACCUGUCCCAGCUCCCAAACUUUGCCUUCUCUGUGCCACUGGCCUAUUUCCUGCUGAGCCAGCAGGCAGACCUCUCUGAGCAGGAGGUGAGCUCUGCGAGAGAGGAGGCCUGUGUCCGGAUCCAGCAGGCACUUACCAUGUUCCCCGGAGUGCUCAUGCCCCUGCUCGAGUACUGCAGUGUGCGCCCCGACGCCACCGUGGCCACGCACCACUUCUUCGGACCCGACGCCGAGAUCAGCCAGCCGCCUGCCCUGAGCCAGCUGGUGAGCCUGUACCUGGGGAGGUCACACUUCCUCUGGAAGGAGCCGGCCACCAUUAGCUGGCUGGAAGAGAAUGUGCACAAGGUCCUACAGGUGGUGGACGCUGGGGACCCUGCCGUGGAGGCGUGUGAGAGCAGGCGCAAGGUGCUGUACCAGCGGGCGCCUAGGAACAUCCACCGGCAUGUGGUCCUGUCUGAGAUCAAGGAGGCUGUGGCCGCCCUGCCGCCGGAUGUGACCACACAGUCUGUGUUGGGCUUCGACCCUCUGCCCCCUCUGGACACCAUCUACUCCUACGUCAGACCAGAGAGGCUCAGCCCCGUCAGCCACGGAAACACCAUCGCCCUCUUCUUCCGCUCACUGCUGCCCAACUACACCGUGGAGGGGGAGCGACCGGAGGAUGGGGGGCCCGGGGGUCUGCACCAUGACCAGGGCCUGAACAGACUGAUGCUGGCUGUGCGGGACAUGAUGGCCAACUUCCACUUCCACGACCUGGAGGUGCUGCCUGAGGAGCACCCUGAGGGCGACGGGGAGUGGGACUGAGUCCAGUGGCGUGCACGCCCCAGCGCUGCAGUCGUGCUCCGGGUUCUAUUCUGGUCAGAUCGGCCAGGUCGCCACCUGCUCUGCUCUUCUAUAAACUACGUGGGUUGCACUCUGCCGCGUGAACUCUUCUUUCCCAGGGCUGCAGUCGCCGCCCCCAGCUCCCCUCACGUGCAGGACCUCGCCGCCACUGCCAUGCUGCCCUGGGGCAUCACAGGGCCAGAGUCCAUGCUGGCUUCAGGGGUGUGGGUGUGGAAGCCAAGAGAUAUGUCUUGGGAAGAUUGCUCGUCCUGGCAGCUCUGGGGAGUGAACGAGGCAGAGACUGGGGGGCACUUGAUCUGGGGGCAAAUGGACUGAGGGGUGGAGAGGGCGAAGACCAAGGCGCUUCAUCCAGAUUGCGUCCUAGCACUCUUGAGUGACAGCUCAGAACCACACAGGCCGCCCGUGAACCGAGGACGCUGUGUGGUGGUGGAAGGAUCCAGGCCACUGAGGUUGUGAGUCCCACUGGGUACUCUUGUCUACUGAGCACCAUCCCAGCUCUGACCUCUGCCCACAGAGGCUGCCUGUGUGCUCCAGGGCAGCAUCUGGGCCCCAGGCCGGUCAGUGUGGCGACAGGUGUGACCCAGUCGUCUCCCGUCAACAGCCACCCAACUCCUGUCCAUCGCCUGUCUUCCAGGAAGUCCAAGGCAUCCUAGUGAUGUGAGCUCACCCUCCAGCCGUUCCCAGGUGAGGGGCACCUGAACACCUGGCAAGGACAGGGCCCUUCAGACAUGAUGCUGUGAGCUAAACUUCCCACCAUCCACACCUAGCUCCAGAGACCAGGCCUGCCCUGGAGCCAUAUGGCCCCCACCAAGGUGGGCUGUGGUGGACUUUGGCCAGUAAUACAGUCUGCUGAGGAUCUUUUGAGAAGGGGCUUGUUCUCUGAAAAUGACAGGCAAGCAGGGAGAGCUUGGUGCCCUGCCUCUUUCAACCUUAAAUACAUUUAGGUGGGGGUGUGAUGUAUGGAGCUACAGCAGCCAUCUUGCAACCAGCAGUCCAACUUUAUGAUGAAGAGCCAGGGUCCUGGGAUAGUGAAGCAAAGACUGGGCCCAGGCCUGCUGUCCACACAGUGCUUAGCCAUGCUGCUCUGGCUGCUAGAGUUAGACAGCCAGGGCCCUUACAUCUAGACAUCUGUGCUAUAAAGUCUCACCUGACCACUCAGA